Molecule: messenger RNA, 686 nt
Organism: Lactuca sativa (garden lettuce)
Lineage: Eukaryota; Viridiplantae; Streptophyta; Magnoliopsida; Asterales; Asteraceae
Gene: MTACP2
Product: mitochondrial acyl carrier protein 2
Biological process (GO): fatty acid biosynthetic process
Cellular component (GO): mitochondrion
Molecular function (GO): acyl carrier activity; acyl binding
Source: RefSeq, a predicted model, not a curated record
CCAGACCGAGCAAGAAGGUGCUACACACACUCGCACACAUUUUCUCUCUCUCUGAUCGCUGAGCUAGGUUUUAUCCAUGGCGGCGAGAAAUGCACUCCUCAAGUACCUGCGUGUGAAUGUGACACCCGUUGUUCAAAACCCUAGAGUAAUUGGAGGAGGAGUAAUUCAGCUGUUCAGGCGCCAUUUCUCCGAGGAAGUCAGAGGAUCUUUCCUCGACAAAUCUGAGGUCACUGAUCGAGUGGUUACUUGCGUUAAAAAUUUCCAGAAAGUCGAUCCUUCCAAGGUUACACCAACUGCCCAUUUCCAAAAUGAUCUUGGGUUAGACAGUUUAGAUACAGUUGAAAUUGUAAUGGCACUUGAAGAAGAGUUUGGAUUUGAGAUUCCUGACAGUGAUGCAGACAAAAUUAGCACCAUUACUCAUGCUGUUGAACUCAUUUCAUCUCAUCCUCAGGCUAAAUAAGGAGAGUAAGAGUAUGUGAUGUCAUCAACAACUAUUUUGUUUGUUUUUUUUUGAAUUCUCAUGCAAAAUCUCUAGUUCAGAUAUCAGAUCAUCUGCUGGAUUUGUUACACCAUUUUGCAUAAUUCCAAUUAAUCGGAAAUUACUUUAGUAUAACUUGAAUGAUUAAUUUGUGUCAGAUAUAUGUUUGUGUAUCUCUGUUGCUUAAAUAAGUGCUUUUGUGGCUGCA